UCUUAAAUGACCUAAUGUUGUUUUGGAAAUCAUGUGUUAAACAUGCUUUGAUCUGCAUUUUUGUGUUGAUACCUGUAUGACCCCACUUUAAGGUGUGAAAGAGAAACUUCUCAUGUUUAAAGCUGAUCACUUUUGCCUAUAUUUGAGCCUUAAGUCUUGCUCCUUUUUGUCUCACAAGAUGCAUGUGCAAUGUCUUCUUGUAAAAGUUGUAAAAAUGCUCUGCUCAAAUAAUACUUUGGUUUCUGAAUGACUGUGUAUUUUGAAAUAUACAUGCACAUGUAUUUACAUAAAAGUCUUUAGAGUCAUAAAACUGCUUUCAUUCACAGGAAUUUUCCCCCUUUUAGUGCAUGAAGGCAUCAACACAGUUGGGAGUUAAUUUGUUUAGGGUUCAUCUCUCCACGGUCGAUAUCUGUGUGAUUGCACAAGUGCCCUAAGGAAGUCAUUUGGAGACUGGUUGCACAGGUGUGACUAGGGAAUCAUUUGGCUGGCAGAUGUUGAUGGUGUACUGUGAAAUUCUAGUGUGGCUUUGUGCUGGGUCAAGUCUAAUUAUUUAGAAAGGAAAGUCUACAGAUAAAAAGUAUGCAUUCCAUAAUACAAGAUGGACAUUCUUCCAAAACAGCACCUGUAAAGCAGUAAUUUUAAGAGCACUUUUGCGCAUAUUAAAAACAGCUGCUGACCUAAACAGUUUUGUUUAAAAAUAAUGUGUUCUGCUUAAACAAAAGUCGUUGUUCCUUGUAUGGUCAUAAUUCUUCCGUGAAUGUAAAGGUGCUCAUCUACUUACGGAGUUGAGUGGAGGGAAAAAGAGGAUUUCAUUGAAAGCUGUUCUAUAAUGUGCAUAUGGGGAAGUAGAUGUAAGGUUGCCUAUGAAACUUUAAAAUUUUAUUUCCCAUUUUUUGAAUGCUUGAACCUCCAGCCUAUUCUGGUUUUGUAAUAUUUGUAUAAAAGAAAAAGGCUAAAAAGUACUGAAUUUUACAACUGCUUUAGACAGUGGUUCAUGGCUAAGAGUUGAUGUUGGAGAUUCAGCACUGCAACAGACUCAAGUUUUGAUUUUGAAUACAUAACAGAAGAGAGGACAAUUUUUUGCAGAGAAAGACAGUGAUAAGUCUUGAAUUAGAAAGUGCAGAUAAAGAGAACAUGAAGUAGCAGAAAAAUAUGUCUACUCCUGUCAUUUCCAAACCAUUUAUAAUGUCUUGUGUUUCAACUUCUGGUGCAGACUCAGGCCUGACUUCAGAGUGAUUAUGACAGAAUUUUAAUUUUGUAUGCCAUGAAGCAAUUCACAAGCAAUACAAAUAAGUGAAAUAGUGUGUACGUUUUACUUGGCAUUUGCGAUGUACCUGAUCAGAAUUUAAUGGCAGUAAAAGAACAUGUAAUUCUUUUGCCCAAGAGCUUUUUUUUUCUUCUGAAUUUAAAUAACUUGCUUGACAAUCUGGGUACUUGGAGCUUCACAAAAGAGGCUGAGGGAAUUUUUUUUGAUAAUUCAAGGAUCCCUCUUAAGAAAGGUUACUUUUCAUAAAAUCAGGAGGGCCUUCAGAUUAGAUACCAUGGAGGUGGUGAGAGGGGUGUUACCAGUGUUUCCAUAAUUUGUGCCUUUGAUGUACAAAAUACUGGAAUGAGUAGAGAGCAGUUAUCCAUAUGUGAGCAGGAGUUCGAAAGUAAACAGUGAUUGAAGUCUUAUGAUGGUGCACUACAAAAACUGAGAUGUUAAAUAAUUUAACAGUGUCUUUUAGUGUGUAAUGAUACUCAGUUAUUACUAACCCGAAGUAAAUUUGAAUAGGGUCUAACAGGGUUAACUCGGUAUCCUUAUCAAGUGAUUUCAUUCCUUUUUGCAAUAAUGGAUCAGAGUCACAGCUACUUGUGGUAGUUUAAAACCUGUAAAAGGCAGGGAAGUACUUGCCUGUGGUGACUCAGAAACUCGUGACAAAACAGGAACUAGCCCCGGGUCUCCCUUGCCACAGACUUGUGCUCUGCACCACUAAUCGUGGGUCGAGUUGGCUUUUUUAAAGGUUUCAAGGAAUGUUCAGUCUUUUCAUCAACAUGGUGUGCUGUCACGUCAGCAGCUCCACCCAUCUCUGGUCUGUACUCAGGUUGGACACUUUGUGGGAGACUGCUCUUAUUUGAGUUAAAGCUGCAUUUUAAACCUGAGGCUUUGAUGAGAAGCUGUAGAGCUGUUGCUCUCCGCAGCAGUGCAACCAGGCUUGGCUGCAGAGUUGUCAGUAGCCAAGUUUGAGAAUUCGAUUAACAUUUUAAUAAUGAUUUUAAAAAGAUUAAUUAUUGUGGCAAUUGAAUUUUCAUGCAGCAAUAUUACAAGAAACAGUUGAUUGAUGAAUGGGGAAAAGCGAAGUCACUGCAAUAAAACAGCAGAAUGGGUUCUAAUGGAGGCACAUGGGCUUCAAAGAAUAGGUUCCAGAAACACAAGGCAUGCAGAAAAUGGGAGUUUAAAGAAAUGAAGUACUGGAAAGAGUGGAACCAUCAGAAAUGCAAAAGUCCCACUGUAGUUUUGUACUGCUUUUACUAAGGUCUUACGUAGUCCAAGUUCAGUGCUUUCUGUUUUCUAUCUGCGGUAUAUCAACAAAGUACAAAAACCUGUGGCCCACCUUACAUUUUUGUACAAAGUACAAAAACCUGUGGCCCCACACCCACAGCUUUCCUUUUGAAUUAGUAGGCAUAGUAGGAAAAUUUUUAGUUCCAAAAUUUGGAAGUGUCCGUUUUAAAAAAAAACAGACUUGAUCCUUUACUUUUAAAUGUUGUGUGUUUAUUCUCUUGUGGUGUGUGUCUGUGAUAAAAUAAAUGCAUUAUCUUUAUCAGACAUUCUUCUAGAAGUUCUUGCUUUUGAAGAUUAAUUAAAAAAAAAAACAAACAGAUUUGUAAAAACUGUCACUCAGACUAGGUAUUCUGUAGUUUACUACUAGAGGUUCUGAAAAAUUAAUAAUUUCUGAGGUGUUAAAAGUUAGGCUUCCAGUGCCACUAGAGUGUGUUCUGUGAUGGUGGAUGUAUUUGUGUAGGAUCCAUACCUGACAUACCUUGUGGCACCAAGGUCUGUACUCUGCAAUAAGCAUUUUGAUUCUCCAAGCCCUCCCCUACAUAUUUGCCCUCCUGAGUUUAUAUUGCCGUACUUUACACAGGCUCCACUGUCACCAGGACUGCCUACAGGAAUACAGAACAAGUGAAGGAUCCCAAGAAGAAGUGAUUAUUUAAAGUUGGAAGUAUGUACAAACCUAAGGAAUGAACGAGAUGGGGGCAUCUUUAUAAAAGUAGUCAGUGUACGUCAUCCUGUCCUGACUUCCUACAGAGGGGCUUUGUGUGUCAUGGGUCAGUCUCCUGUAGGGCAGUCUUUAUUUGUAGGUCUCUUUGAUUAGGUCUGGUUAUUUUGAUGGUCUGCUCCCUACUGCUGUUAAGUUAUGCAGGAAAAAUAUUGAGCAUAAAAUAGGUCUUGCACUUGAAUUGAAAUAGUUAUCACAGAAAAACUUGGUAAGUGAAGACACAUCAAAGUACAGGUACUUCUUUUAGCUGAGCCGUACUGAAUUCAGGUAAGUGCUUCCAUGCCACACCCUCCUCCUUGUGUCUGCCACAGACACAGGAGUGGUGAUGCAAUAUUGCAUGGCAAUUACAGCAUGCACUGAAGAGUAUAGGGUUGCAAAAUCAGACUGAGGAAAGAAACACAGCCCCCAAAUUGUCGCACGUGGUAGGAUUUGCUGUUAAUCUUUAUAGAGGGGGUUGCUUUUUUUUCUUAAAAAAAAAUUCUAAUAGAGUGUAAUUGUAUACAGAGCCCAUCUGUGGUGCCUUGUAGAACAAUUGAGUGCUUCCUGUUAAGACACUUCUGAAUGUGUUAGAGCAUAAAAAAUACCUUGCUUUCCUCUUUUCUGUUGCUCUUACUAGUUCACUCUGUAGCUGAUCCUUCUGUGUGCCCACCUUACUUUUUAUUGCAGCAUUGUAUGUCCAGAGGUUCUUAAAAGGUAGCUGUCUCCCUGUGUUUAUAGAUAUUACUGGGCUGGACUGUUGAAGGAUGAUCCUAAUACAGCUCAAUUCAGUGUGUUCUGUGCACAGUGAACAGAAACUAGAUACUACUAAAAAUAAAAUUAAAAUCUUUUCCCUGUUACCUAGUUUACAUACAGUUAUCUCUAUUUUCAUAUGAAGUUUUCUUCAUUUUCUUAGAUUCUCUGGUUUCUGCCAUCUUAAUUUUGAGACCGGUGCGCAGAGCACAGCAGGCUGCAGACAGGCAGGCUCUGUUGGGUUUCUCAGAGGGCUCCUGGGGCACAGCUGCCAGCUUGAGUCCAUCCCAUGGUUUAUGCUGCUGUAGGGUCUCUGUGGGGGCAGCUCUGUGUGUCCUGUGGCAAGGAGAGCUCUGGCCGUUGGCUGCCUGCUGAUCCUGGCACUGGGGAUACAGAGCUGGGGAAGGAGGGAAGAGAAGGCUCUUGUCAGACAGCACCACCAAGUGCAGUGCAGGAGCGUGCAGCAUACUGCCUGGAGCAGUGUUUCUCUAUCAGCAUCUUAUACCUCUCUGCUUGGUGGGAUUUGGCAGUGUCACAGCAAGACAAGUUAUUUGCUUGUUUUUAAGAAGGAAAAAUAUGGUCAAGUCCAAUGGGGAAGAGGUCCAUGAUCUUUUUAAUGCAAGUGUUUGGUUUUGAUUUGCAUUUAAGGAGUGGUUUUUCUCUGUAUUUUUGUUUAGCUGUAUAUAGUUUCACUAGCUAGUUUGCUAGCUAGUGAAUUUCGGAAUGAAAUUUGGGGGUUUAUCAGGUUUUUUUUCGAAGACCGUUGUUCCUCAGCUGUCUUCCUUCACAAGGACGGAGUACCAUAGCAGCAUGGGCUCCAGUAUUCUGUGCAAAGGUAGAUGUUGAAGCUCUGUUUCAUUGGAGAACAGGUUAUUCACUUGUUGGAAUUGAUGAAGUUCUUUGUUGCAUUUAAAAUUGAACACUUCAGUCAUAGUGGUUGGUUACUGAUGUGAUUUUGAUGUGGUCAUUGUACAUCUUCUACAGGAUACUGUUCCUUCCUAAUUUUACCUCAUAAAGUUGUUGGAAGAAAAUGUUUAACAGCUAGGGAAAAACCUCUCCUGGGGCUGAUGUUGAGUAUUCCAGCAUAUCUUCACAGAAGAAAUAGUCAACAACAGCGAUGAGGCAGAAGUCGAACAGCGCUGACCGAAGUCAGGUUUUUGCAUUGCGUUAGAAAUAGGUCACUCUGAUUUGGUGGGUGUAACAAUGCUGUUGGUGUUUCCAUGGCUGUGUUUGUGUCUGCAUCUGCCAUGUGGGGUGUGCUGAACUCAGAAGGUCGGGACAGGCGCUGCCAUGGCCCCACUGGGGAUUGUGAGGGAACACGUGUGGGACAUACCAGAAACAUGGGGCAUCAGGGGCUGGGGACUCACUGCAGUGCUGGCCACAAAGACAAUUCCAUGGUUAUAUAAAUCUGUUGGGAUUUCCCUUCCUGGUGGUUGGAAAAUGGGGUUGGUAGGAAAUGUCUUGAGGUGCAAGAAAAAAAGCUGCCUGCAGUUUCAGGCAGACUGGGUCACUGCAAGGUAGCGGGAAGUGGUCUAACUGUGUAUGAAAAAGAGAUGAACUGGACAGAUGACAUUUUGGCAAAGGAAGUCAUCAAGAGUCUUGACUCAAUUCUGUAUAUUUAUUUUGGUCUCAUUUUAAAAUAUUCUGUUACGUUGGAUUGAUCUUGCUUUUGCUUAUUAUGCAGGAAAAGAGAAGCCCUGAGGUGUCUGAAAUAACAAAUAGCAUAGUUAAGGGCACUAAAGAAAAGAGUGUCUGGAAGGGUUGAAAAAAAUCCUAAUUCAUUAGUCAAAAGCAGAGUGUAUAGAGACUAAAUUGUAUUAUAUAGUUGAUUAAUAAUUUAUGUCAUGAACUGUCUUCCAAAAAUUCUGAAGUAGGCGAGCAGGUCCAGAGGCUGUGUCUGAGCAGGGGCACUCAUGUCUGUCCAGGCCUGCAUUUGAUCCUAACCACGCCAGGCCCUUGGGAUCCAACAUCUCCCGAGAGCUGGGAAAAGGAAACUGAUACACUGCAGAAGGCAAAGCCUUGGGCCCAUAAAUGUCUUUGAAAUGAAAUAAAAUUAAAAAUGCUAGUUUCUUAAAAAAUAUUGGCAAGCUUUUCUCUGAUAUGUUUUAUGUUUAAUGAGUAUUUUAAACCUUUCAUUUAGCUUUUGGUUUUUGAUAUUCUUUGGCUUGUGUCGCAACUGGAGAAAAGUAACUUGUCAGUGUUUUUCACAACUUCAUCCUAUUGUAAAUUCCAGUGCUCUCUUAACAGAGCUGUGUGUAAAAAAGUUAUUCUCAAAUAUGAUUGUACUGCUGAAAAAGAUGAAAGAUUUUCUAUUAGUUUGUUGGUGGCUGUUACGCAUUAAGAGUCCAUUUUGAAUGGAAGUUCCUGAACUCUGUUAGUUUUGAAAUGUUAUAGAAAAAGAUAUGUUGUUGUAUCACAUACAGGCAAUUGUGAUAAAUCAUUUUUUUCUGUCCUUUUAUUACUCUUAUAUGAGACUUUUUCCCUUCCAUCCAUUAAGAUGACUAUACAGAAAUUUUGUGUGGUUUUUUUCCUCAAAGUAAUAUUCAGUUACCCUUUCAAAAGCUAGCUAAAAUGCUAAACUCAGGUCUAGUCUAUGUGUUAUGGGUGAGGAUAUGAGAGAUGUGCUAUUUGAUAUGAGAGAAGUGGAUGAUGUUGAAUUUGACAAAGGUGCCCUGCAUUCCAGUGAAGCACAGAUGUGAUUUUUAGGAUGUGUCUGGAGCUAACACCUUGGUAAGGUGAGAAGCUGGAAGAGUAUCAGUCUAGUCCAAUUGAUAAUUCCCUGGCACAUGAGGCACACGAUCUUUUUCAACUUCUUCAGACUACUUUCUGUGCACCUGUGCCUCGGCAGAGCUUUUUAACCAGCGGUUUGGUUGUGCCUUCCGUUCCCACAGGAUUUUGGUUCUGUGUCCAGGUCCCCAAGGCUUUGUCCCCGAGGCCCUGUGCAGCCAGCCAAGCCUGCGAGCAGCAGAGCUGUGGCCUGGCCAGGGGCCGGUGUGCUCUGGGGACACUGCCACACGAGGGGUGGCCUAGGGUAUGUUUCACACGCCUCACAACAUGCUCUCAGUUCCUCAAAAGCUGUUUCUAUGCAGUUUUUCUUCAGCUGUUCUGUUCUGUUCUGCUUGUCAGCUUUCUUGACUCUCACCUGGUGGGAUGCUGUAUAUUGCUCGCUUUUGGGUGAGACUGAAGGAAGCCUUGUAUCAAGUGGGCAGGUUUUCUUUGUAGCAGUUGGGCAUUAUUUGCAGGUAUUGCAGUGCUGAUACAAGUCUUCUUGAAAAGGACUUGGAUUUCAAAUACUAGGAAAGCAUUUUUAAAGAUAAUUAUCUGUACUCAGAUUUUGUAGCCUUACUUUUUAUGUGACCAUAACAGUUUAUUUCUGUGUGUUUGUUCUUUUGCUCCACUGAAACUUGUUACUUCCGUGGUCUUGCCAUGAUUACAUCAGUGUUCCAUAAUGUCUAAGCUUCUCUGAGCUAAGUGUGUGCAUCAUGCAAGCGUGUUGAUUUGGCUUCCAAUUGCUCUAUCCUUUUACCCGUUCUAAUUUUUUAAUACUCCAAGUAGAUAAUCAAAUAUGCCACAUUGUUUUGUUCUGUUGGUCAUUUCUUUUCCUUGAGAUUAUGCUUUUGCUUAAUUGAAUAAUAGUUAUAUAAAUGGAGAAAAUUCCUGUUGAGUAGGACUUUACAGAUCCACAGUGAAAAAUGCUCAUCUGAGGAAUACCCUUGAACUAGGAGGAAGUGAUUUUCAUGUCUUAGAAGAGUUUUGAAUGGCAGCUAUAGCUUUUUCCACGCAGUUAUUUCGGGGAAAGUGGAGGGCUUUCUCCGUGCGCCCGUGCGAGGCGCGGCCGGGCCGCGGGCAUGCGGGGGAGCCGCGUGUGCGGAGCGGGCGGGCGGCCCUGGGGCGGGCGGGCCGGCUCCCGGUGCCAUGGUGGGGCCGGAUCCCGGUGCCAUGGUGGGGCCGGCUCCCGGUGCCAUGGUGGGGCCGGCUCCCGGUGCCAUGGUGGGGCGGGGCCGGCUCCCGGUUCCGCGGGCGGGGCCGAGCCGCGUCCUUCCCCGGAGGCGCGGCGGGGCCGUCCCGCGGCGGCAGCGCCGGGCGCAGCUCGGGGAACCAUUUUGGGGCGCGGGAGCUUGGCCGCGCAUGGGGCGGUGCGCCCCGCCCGGGGCGGUGACAUCGGGCGCCGCGCGGGGCCCCCCGGGUGUCGCGGGGGCUUUCGGCGCGGCCGCCGCCCGGCCCGCGGCCCGAGCCCGCCUGUGCUGCGCGGACGCGCCAUGAGCUCCUCCGCGCCCCAUGACGGGCAGAUCUGCCUCCAGCGGGCCGUAUUCCUGGAAGGGCGUCUGGUCUGCGUGCUUGCCGGGGAGUAAAACCUGCAAGGGGAAAGAAAUGAGCCGUCAGACCGCUACAGCACUACCCACAGGUACCUCCAAGUGCACGCCAUCGCAGAGGGUGCCCGCGCUGACGGGCACCACAGCUUCCAACAAUGACUUGGCCAGUCUCUUUGAGUGUCCCGUGUGCUUUGACUAUGUGCUGCCACCGAUCCUGCAGUGUCAGAGCGGCCAUCUGGUCUGUAGCAACUGUCGCCCCAAACUCACGUGCUGCCCCACUUGCCGAGGCCCGCUGGGCUCCAUCCGUAACCUGGCCAUGGAGAAAGUUGCCAAUUCCGUACUCUUCCCGUGUAAAUACGCCUCUUCCGGCUGCGAGAUAACUUUGCCGCACACGGAAAAAGCAGACCACGAGGAGCUGUGUGAGUUUAGGCCUUACUCCUGUCCCUGUCCCGGUGCUUCGUGUAAAUGGCAAGGCUCUCUGGAUGCCGUGAUGCCGCACCUGAUGCAUCAGCAUAAGUCAAUUACAACGCUGCAGGGAGAAGAUAUAGUGUUCCUGGCCACGGACAUUAAUCUUCCUGGUGCUGUUGACUGGGUUAUGAUGCAGUCUUGUUUUGGCUUUCAUUUCAUGCUAGUGUUGGAGAAACAGGAAAAGUACGAUGGUCACCAGCAGUUCUUUGCAAUUGUACAGCUGAUAGGAACACGCAAGCAAGCAGAAAACUUUGCUUAUCGACUCGAGCUAAACGGGCAUAGGCGGCGAUUGACUUGGGAAGCAACUCCUCGAUCCAUUCAUGAGGGAAUUGCAACAGCCAUUAUGAAUAGUGACUGUCUAGUCUUUGACACCAGCAUUGCACAGCUCUUUGCAGAAAAUGGCAAUUUAGGCAUCAACGUAACUAUAUCCAUGUGUUGAAAUGGCAAUCAAACCUCUUCAGGCCAGUGUUUAAAACCGUUGCAUUUAAUUUAGCAGAAAUAGGGUAACCAUCUUUGACUGUCAGACAAAUUAUUUGGUAGACGGAGGGUAGACAUAAAUGAAGGUAAAUAAAAGGAAAGGCUGUUAAAUUACAGGAAGCAGUUGCAUGUAGUAACUAAUAUAUUUAAAAUAAGUCAACAGUAAACCACUGAAAAUAUAUAUACACCCAAAAUGGGCAUCUUUUGUAUUAAGAAUUGAUUCUACAGGAAAUGUUGUAAAAUAAUUCUAAAACUUGUUUGUAGAUUGAUUGUACUGUUGAAAAGGAUACUGUUUCGUGUUUUUGUUUGUGUUUUUUUCCUCCCCCUUUGACUGACAAGCCAUGUUGAGCGGUCUGGUCUCUGGCCGCUGCUUCCCCUCCCCACCCCCCCUUUGUAAGUCACUACAUAGUAUUGCUGCUGUUUGUGUAUAUUUUUUGUGUAUUUGCUAAUUUUUAUUAACUUCUAGUUUUUCAUUAAAUAAAUAUGACUUUCUUUUCUGUAAUUCAGGUUUUUCUCUUUUUUGUAUCUUUUUAAGGUUAAUUACAGGUGUCAUCUUUUGAUAUGCAUAAUUGCUAUGGUAAAACUUAUAUUUCUGUAUGUUUGGUAAAUUUUGUCUCUUUCCAGUAGUCAAUUCAUUGGUGAUACUGUUCUUAAUUGAGCUAUAUGUGAAUGUACUGAACUCGAAAGGAGUGCUUAUGUUCAAAGAUGUGUCAGGAAAGACAGCUCCUUUAAAAACAGAUCUAGAUGUUGUUGUACUUUGAGUUAUCUUCUAACAAAAAUGAAACAAUUAUUAAGAACUUUCCGAAUCUAAAAAAAAAAAAAGCAAUUCACAUUUCAAAUUUCAAGAUGCUUAGAAAAUUGAUUGCAUCCUUGUAUUUGUCGGUUUGCAGUACAAAGGAAGUAUUGUAUUACACAAUAUUUGUAAUUAUAAAAGCAGACCAUUUGUCUAAAAAAAAAAAAAGGCAGUCAGAGUGAGAUGUUUUCAGUCUUUUUAUAUUUGUCAUUAAAAGAUUACCUGGCAAAUGAAAAAAAACACAGCCAGCUUCUGCUUUUUGCUUUAGCUCAAAGUUUGACACAUUGAUGCUCUUGCUCAGUUUCUUGUCUUCAUGUCUUUUGGUUGUUACUAAAGCAACUGUCUGGAACUGACUUUUGUAUCUCAUUUUGGUGACAUGAUCCACAUGACAAUGCAGAUGAAUCUCUUCCAGGUGUGACUGACCAGCCCUAAAGGCUCUGGAAGGAUACUGGGCUUUGUGCAGACUGCCUGUGUGUGCAGACCUGAACCACGAAUGUAAACGGGAUUUGUGUUACAAAACAGACCCAGGCAAGAGCAGGGAAAAGCUGUUCCACCUCGAGCAGGAAGGAAAUGUUUGUCAAAGCGAGUGCUAGUGGCCGUGUCGGGGAGCUGGUCUGGCUGUUGACUACUUUUGUAACACAUUAAAAUACAGUUUAUUUGCUGUG
Molecule: messenger RNA, 10705 nt
Organism: Motacilla alba alba
Lineage: Eukaryota; Metazoa; Chordata; Aves; Passeriformes; Motacillidae
Gene: SIAH1
Product: siah E3 ubiquitin protein ligase 1
Exons: 2
Coding region: 8268-9209 (313 amino acids)
Biological process (GO): proteasome-mediated ubiquitin-dependent protein catabolic process; multicellular organism development
Cellular component (GO): cytoplasm
Molecular function (GO): ubiquitin protein ligase activity; zinc ion binding; ubiquitin conjugating enzyme binding
Source: RefSeq, a predicted model, not a curated record